AUGGCUCCUCUCAUCUUAACAUGGUAUUCAGAGCGUAGUCCUAGGCCUGUUGUUCCUCCACACCUUCCCUCCUCCUCAACAUCCUCCUCUCAAUUGCUCAACUGCACACUCUUCCCAACUCUCCCUCCUCCUCUUGUUUCUCCCUUCAGCGGCAUAGCAGCAGACUUCUCCACCGCUAUCCCUCCUCCUCUGGUUUCUCCCCUCAUCGGCGCAGCAGUAGAUUCCUCCGCCAUUUUCCCUCCUCUGGUUUCUCCCCUCAUCGGCGCAGCAGCGGACUACUCCGCCAUUUUCCCUCCUCCUCUGGUUUCUCCCCUCAUCGGCGCAACAGCAGACUACUUCGCCAUUUUCCCUCCUCUAGUUUCUCCCCGCAUUGGCUCAGCAGCAGACUACUCCGCCACUUUCCCUCCUCUUUUUUCUCCCCUCAUCAGCUCAGCAGCAGACUACCCCUCCCUUAUUCUUCCGCCUCUUAUACCUCUCCCCACAUCUGCUCUGCAGCUGUUUUCUCCUCCUCAUGGCGACCUCUCUCGCCCUCCCCUCCCUCCCUCUGCUGGUCCUUCAGCUUGCGCCCGAUGGCAUGGCUUUAACCUCUGGUUUGUCACUCAGCAGAGUGGUUCUGGCGACAUUCCCACCUCUCCCUCUGGACCCACCUCUUCCUCCUCUGACCCCUAUGCUGAUGGCCUCCGUGCUGCCAUUGCUGACACUGAGUGGCUUGUGACCACGGCGCAAGCCACCGCCACGGCUGCUCCUGACAAUGCUGCUGCCCGUGACUUAGCUCGAAUUCUUGUUGAGUCCCUCGAGAGCACCCGCAAGCGCCUUACUGAGCACCUCGCUGCCCCUUCUCCUCGCUCUGUGUCUACGCCCAUUUCCUCUGCUCCAUCUCACUCUAACCUUCUUGCUAACUCGCAUGUUGCCAACGCACGUGCCUGUCUGGUCAUCCUUGCCUGCCUCCCUCCAACUCUUCUCCCUCGGUGCUCGCACAUCCGCUAUGCCAAGGACCUUCUCGACUAUCUUACCAAGCGCUUCCAGUCGCAGACUCCUAUCAGUGUCAUUGCCCUCUUACACGAGCUCACCUCUCUUCGCCUUGCUGAUUUCACCACCAUGGCGGACUACAUCGCUCGUGUGCAGACACUGUCCUCCCAACUUGCCUCUCAAAGGUUUGAACUUUUCGAUCAUGUGUGCGGUGCCCUCCUCACAGGCCUCACUCCUGAAUACAUUGUUCAUGUCACUCUGUAUGGAGCUGGGGAUACCAUGACCAUGACUUGCACUGCUACCUCCUCUCUUCCUUGUCCUGCCUCCCCUUCUGGUGCUGAGACUGGCCUCUAUGUCCCUUCCUGCCGCCACAACCUUCUCUUUCUCUCUGCUCUUCAACGUCUUUGUGUGCGAGCUAUCUUUCCUGAAUGUGACUCCUAUGGUGAUCUCUAUCAUCGCAACCGCCAUCUUGCACGCUUUACUCUUUCCCCUAAUCAUUCGGUGGGCUGA
Messenger RNA from Closterium sp. NIES-65, 1479 nucleotides. The record is from the annotation of a GenBank genome assembly. Lineage: Eukaryota; Viridiplantae; Streptophyta; Zygnematophyceae; Desmidiales; Closteriaceae.